AUGUGGCAAAACAAAUCAACAGUCAUGAAGACCGGAAAAUUGCAUAACCUGAAAAAGGAAUACGAUCGCAUCAAGGAUUUUGAUGAUCACGCUCUUGAAUUGAAGAUGCGCGAAGCUCGUUUGAAACACUUGUUCAAUGAAAUUGAAGAAAUCAAAGGAAAUAUAUUAAAAAAACGUCAUCUAAUAAAGAUCAAGGAUGCGAAAAGUGACCUAUCAUUAUUUCGGGGCACCGCAUUAAGAACGCAUAAGAAUAUCUUAGAAUUUAAAAAAAGUUAUCCCCAUAAAAGCGAAACAAUUCAAACAAAGUUGACUACCACCGCAACAAAUCAUUUAAUGAAUAAUGAAAACAUGGAAAAUGUUGCGCCGAAUAAACGCUUUAAAUUGAAUAUGAGCUCAAGGAAAUCGCAAUUAGAUAUGCGUGAUCGUCAGAGUAAAGCGAAUUUAAUGAGACGUCUCAACUACGGCAAUAGAAUAUCGCGAUUAAAUAUGCAACGGAUACUUAUAAAUAAUUUACGCAAAGAGAUUUACGCAAUGGAAGGUGGCGAAGAGAGAAUGCAGGAACGCGUUAAUUAUACCAGCAGCGCUUCUAGCAAUUGUUUUGCCAAAAUUCCAAAACGUCGCAAGAAGGAUGACAUUGCUCUGCAACAAACUCUUCAAGGUGACUCCAGCAGGACUUUAAUACCAAGUGUGUUCAAUGAGGGUAAAACCUUACACACUGCUCCAAAUCAAAAACGUAGUAUAGAGGAUAGCAGCACCGAAGCCUGCACUCUUGAAGGUCGAACUUUUAGCGAGAUGAUUUACUCAUGCCUUUCGUCAGAAAUAUUUGAUUGGAGUCGAAUCUUUUGA
This is a messenger RNA of Glossina fuscipes, 846 nucleotides long. RefSeq lists its product as uncharacterized. NCBI's taxonomy places the organism in Eukaryota, Metazoa, Arthropoda, Insecta, Diptera, Glossinidae. Bases 1 to 846 code for a protein of 281 amino acids. The transcript has a single exon. The record is from RefSeq and is a predicted model, not a curated record.